Molecule: messenger RNA, 6326 nt
Organism: Pieris brassicae (large cabbage white)
Lineage: Eukaryota; Metazoa; Arthropoda; Insecta; Lepidoptera; Pieridae
Gene: Asator
Product: tau-tubulin kinase homolog Asator
Exons: 29
Coding region: 415-3723 (1102 amino acids)
Biological process (GO): signal transduction; peptidyl-serine phosphorylation
Cellular component (GO): cytoplasm; nucleus
Molecular function (GO): protein serine/threonine kinase activity; ATP binding
Source: RefSeq, a predicted model, not a curated record
GUUCGGAGGCGCGCGACGUCGUUACAAAUUCGCGAGUAGGUAUUUUCGUACACAAAUAAGUGUUUUAAAAAUAAUUUUAUCUGUCUGUUGUGGAGUUCGACUAUGAUUUUGUAAGUAUAUUGUGCUUAAAAUAAACGUUUUAAUGUUUAUUUUCAUAACUAAUAUGGUUCCCGCCUAAAACUGAAAUAAUGAAGAUGAAGCGACUGAUAAACGGCUUUUGGUAAAAUUAUAGUUUACUGCAGUGAGUGAAUAUGUGUUCAGAAUAGAGUUGGGGCAACGACAUACUAAUUAAGUAUUUUUCUUUUAUUAAAUUACUAAAUAAAAAGAAUAUGCUUCAACGGACUAAGUUAAUAUUUGCGUAAAUUGAUUGAUCGUCGAUAGCAAAAAUUGACAGUGGCUCAGGAUCAGCAAAAGAUGUCGCUGGUGGCGCCUAGGAGAGUGCAGUUGGAUUGGACCAAUUCAAUACCAUGGGAGCAGGCUGGGUGUGAUCGUGAGACGUACGCGGACGUCGCGCAGCACCUCUCGCAUCAAUCGAAGUCCUCGUCUUCGUCGGCCGACACAGCCUCACAAGGCUCCGGUUCAGCAGAGCAGCCUAAACCCAACAAAUAUGAACCGCCGAAACAGGAGCGUCGCGCGGAUGUCUGUCCGGCGCGAGUGCAGCCCAACCCGCUGUUGAGAUCUCGGACCCUUCCUAACUUCGGCGGCAAGUGCUCCCGCGAAGGCUCGCGUUGUGACACGUCCCGUCGCGCGCAUCACAUCACCAUGGCGACCGAAGACCUGCUGCAGCCGGGGCACGUCGUCAAGGAGAGGUGGAAGGUGAUGAAGAAGAUAGGCGGCGGCGGCUUCGGCGAGAUCUACGAAGGUCUGGAUCUGGUUACGCAGGAGCAGGUGGCCCUGAAGGUGGAGUCGGCCAGGCAAGCCAAGCAGGUGCUCAAGAUGGAGGUGGCCGUUCUCAAGAAGCUGCAGGGCAAAGAGCACGUGUGCCGCUUCAUCGGCUGCGGAAGGAACGCUCGCUUCAACUACGUGGUGAUGCAGCUGCAGGGCCGCAACUUGGCCGAGCUGAGGCGGGCUCAGCCCAGGGGCGCCUUCUCCCUGUCCACGACCCUCAGGCUCGGCCUCCAAAUACUCAAGGCGAUAGACUCCAUUCACUCGGUGGGCUUCCUGCAUCGGGACAUCAAGCCGAGCAACUUCAGCAUCGGGCGGCACCCGUCCAACUGCCGGCGCGUGUACAUGCUGGACUUCGGGCUGGCUCGCCAGUACACCACCAGCACGGGGGCCGUGAGACCUCCCAGGGCCGCGGCCGGAUUCAGAGGUACGGUCCGGUACGCCUCCAUAAACGCCCACAAGAACAAGGAGAUGGGCAGACACGACGACCUCUGGUCGCUCUUCUACAUGCUGGUCGAGUUCGUCAACGGCCAACUGCCCUGGAGGAAGAUCAAGGAUAAAGAACAGGUCGGCCUCAUGAAGGAGAAGUACGACCACCGCCUUCUGCUGAAGCAUCUUCCGUCAGAACUGCGCCAGUUCCUGGAACACGUGCAGAGUCUGGAGUACGCCGACGCCCCGGAUUACGGGAUGCUGGCUGCUCUAUUGGAGAGAUGCUGCAAGAGACGCGGUAUUAAGGAUACCGAUCCCUAUGAUUGGGAGAAAGACAGUGUUCCCGCUCGCGCCCGAGUGCCUCUCCAGGCCGCUCCGGAAUUACCGCUACAGCCGGACGUACCGGACAGGACGUCUCGUCGACGCGAGCCAGAUGCGACGACGGCGGCGGGAACCGACACUCAGAGCAACUUGAGGACGUCGCCGAGACAUGCGCACGCGCACCUCAACGGAUACUCCGCCACCGUGGAGAAAGUGGAGAGGGAGAAAGAGAAGGAGCCGGAGCCGAAGACCACUCCGGCGCCUUCCCCCGACAGGCACGUCAAGGAGACCUCGACCUCGGCCCUGGCCAGCAACACGCCCGGUCGCCCCGAGAGGCAGAGCGUGCCGCCUUGCAAGCCUCGACCCAACGCCACGGGUGCUCCGACCUUGGCCCGCCUGCGAGUCGUCACGGCUCCGCCCACCUGCGUCCAAGAGUUGGCUCAAGCCUCGCCUUCGAUCACCGGUAACGACAGCCUCACCCGCGUCUCCGGCGUUUGGUUAUCUCGCGAGACGAGCAGCCCGCGGGUGGUGGCGGACGUGGACAGCGUGCACUCGGACGCGCACUUCAAGCGAGGUCGUCGCGGCGGACGACCGACUCGCGCGGAGCAGAGCGUGACGCAGUGCGCCGUGAUGGAGGACGAGAACGCGUCGCAGGCCGUCACUCGAGGGGCGGCGCUCACGCUCGUCUCGCUCUGGAAGUCGCAGUUCGACGACUCUUCGGAGACCACCGACAACGACUGGAAGCACGAACACGCGCAGUCUCCGGAGCACCGUCAACGAGCUUCGGCGGUGUCCUCCUCGAGCAAGGAGCCUCGCACCCAACCGCCGCUGACGCACACGUCCCAGCAUCACACCCACACGCAGCCCACUCUGCCGUCGCAGCCCACUCUGCCCUCGCAGCCUACGCAGAUCCACGUGGUCGUGCCCGGUAUCCAGGAGCCCGUCGAGCCGUCUCCCGGUCCGCAGGUUGAGAAGGAAAAGCCGGAGAUGACGGAGAGAGCGGAGAAGGCGCGAAGUCGGUGCUGCCUGCACAGCGCGGGGGUGGAGAAUUUCCCCAAGGUCGUCCCGCUCCUGCCCCGCAGCUGGUCCUUGCCCGCUAUCGGCUCGCACGUCCGCGACAUCCGGCCUCCCCUGCUCCAGCAGGCGUCCUUCGACGACGGCACCGGUGCGGCCCUGCGGUACCGGCUCGACGUCAUGCGGGGCGUCGCCGCGAGGCUGGAGCCCCACGAGCCUUCGCCUAAGCGGAUCGUCCGCCGCGGGAGCUUGCCGGUCAGAUCGGCGUUUCCGGUCGUAGAGUCGGACGCGUCGAGGGACGGCCGCGGCCUCCGUCUGAAGGGCGUCGAUCGAUCGCGGAGCGCGUCGAACUCGGGCGGCGCGUCGGCGGCGGGAGGCGCCGAGGCUCCGGCGUCCGCGCCCCGAGAGGCCACCGUCUCCAGCCGCCUCGAGAUCAGGGUCCGCCGCGACGACGACGCCUCGCCCCUGCACUCCGCGGUGCGCAUCCAGUCGGUGGUGGUCGGAGCCAACGAGGAGGCCUCCGUGUACUACGACGCCACGGACAGACAUCGCGACAAACGGUCUUCCACUCGCAGCGCGGAGAAGAGCCGCAGCGGGACGGAGAGGCCGCGACCGGAUCUGCCCGACAGAAGCGGUUCCGUGCGUCGCGACGCGAGCGGCGCAGGCGACGGAUCCAGUCUCAGAGACCGAUCGACGGGCAGCGGCUCUCGUAUUCCGGUGGCAGCGGGCGCUCACCGGUUGGCCAAGUGCGCUUCUUGGAGCGGAGAUCGAGAUCCGCCUCCGCCCGCCGUCGACGACCUCACGCCCGCGUUGCGCCGGCGCAGACAGAACUCCGAUAAGUAUGCGAUGGAUCCCGCCCGGGAACUGAACUUGAGAUUCGCGAGACCGAGACAUCGUCCCGUCGCGCAGCCGCCCGCCAAGGCGGAGUCCAGCCGGUCGGGCUCGUCCUCAUCGGGCUCCCCCCCUCCCGCGGGGAGCUCCCCGGCGCCCCCGCCCCCCGCGCCUCCUCCCACCGCACCGCCCCACAACGCCGCCAGAGCCAGGCGAUUCCGGCCGCUCUCCAUCGCGCCCUAGCUCAGAGCGGAAGAACAACUCUGACAGCAGUGAACGUGUGUUCGACCUCAAAUGAACAUACUCUGUACCGAGGAAAAUGUGGUGACGCAGGUGUUCCGGCGUAUGGUGUUCCAGGAUCGUGAACUGUUUAUUGAGCUCUCCUAAUCGUGAAACCGAGCGAGCCUGGGACACAAUUUGCCAUCAAAUAAAUGAACGAAAACCUAAGCACACGUACUUCUAUACGUUUAUCAUUUACAGAAGAAAAGUUCUUAUCAAAUUUGUUACUUUGAACCUUUCGUCCAUACAUACAAUGGACCGAUUUAUAAAUACAGUGUAAACACUAACUGGUAACUACAACGAUUAUUAUUUAGUAAGAAUAACGUUAAGAUUAUGCUUCCUUCGUGCAAAGAGGUCACAACCAACGUGGCAGUAAUGAGAAAACAGCUCGUUACGCGGAGUUUGCACUGUUUAUAAAUCUCCGUCUCUCUUAAUGUUACUUAUUCUCCGGAAUUCAAGUUUCUUGUCAUACUAAUUAACUGGAUUGCUUAGUCCAUUUUUGUACUUGGCUUUCACGACAAGGUCGUUUGUGACGCAUUGUGCGGUUUCAAUCCCUGAUCGAGAUCCCGCGAGUGGAUUCGUUCGGUUCCCCUGAGCUUCGUUUAGUAUGAAAUAAUUAAAUGUUAAAAAAAAUUUAAAACGGUGCAUGCACUAUCUUUAAAAGUAAAAAAAAAAAAUUGUCAUUUCACUAAUAAUUAAAAGUUUAAUAAUUGUAAAUUAUUCGUCUCAUGUACUUUUACUUCGUCGUUCGCCCGACACGAACUUUGCCGUUUCAGUACGACCGUGUAGAUCCUUAAAUCUUAAGUUAAUGAACGUUUUGAACUGAUUAUUGUAUUGUUAGUAAUUUAUUAGAUUUCUACUUUAAGCCCCAAAGCUCAUUUAUUUAAUGUAUUAAUUUAAUGUGAGGCUGGCCGAGUGUUCGAGUCGAAGCGUGGCCCGCCCUCGAAGCCAGGAAAUCUCAUCGCUGGCAACGAUUUCUCAUUUGUCGAAUGGUAUCUUUGGCCAGCCGUGUCACCUGCAUAGUAUAUGAUGGAAGAACGCCUCCGGUGUUAAUUUCAGAGACUUCGUUAAUCUAUUAUCAUUAGAGCCGCUUAAGAAGAGUGUUUCGCCAUAUCGAUAUUAAUAAAGUCAACUCGGUACGAUUAGAUGCUAGUGUAAAUAGGUUUCAAUUUCAGAUUACGAAACAAAGGCAGGCCUUCUGAGAGCACUCGCAAUGAUGAGUCGGAUUGUUUAGUUUAACGAAUUAUUCUCAGAAUGAUUGCAAUAAAACUUAUAUUUAUUAUAUAUAGAUUAUUUGAUGAAUUGCUUAUUUUAGUAUUAUAAUGGUAUCCGUGACUGAACUUCUAAAAACUGCUUUGGCCGUGCGAAGCAAUUUGCCUUUGUUUUUUAAUUAGAAAGUCAAAUAGUUAUCUAUCUUGCUGCUGACAUUGACAUUUUGCUCGCGAGACCAAAUAAUACAGUAACAAACAUUGAGCCACUCGUUGAAUUGGCCCGAUGAGGGCGAAGCUGAAGAAACGGAUAAGCUGUAGGUAUUUUAUUGGUAAUAAAUGAAUUUUGAAUGUCGACGCUACGAGUGAUCGUGUGAAGAGUUCAUUAACUGUGACGGUUGUGUACGGAGAUUUGGCACGAAUCUGUCGUGACUUUGAAGCUCUGGUGUGAGGUACCUCACUUGAGAUAGUUUAGAUACCCUGGUGUUGUAAGAAAGUGGGCACAAUACUAUUGUAAGAAUUGGAUAUGGAUCAGAAACGACACGGCAAUCGCUUUCAUGAAUAUGGAUUACAUUUAGUUAUGUAUGGGUUCAAUCAAACGGCUCUCUGAAAUCAAAAUGAAUAGACAGUGAGAGAAGAAUUGCUUAUGAAAGGUCCGUAUAUUUUUUAGAGACCUAUGGUCUUAAAUCUCGAUGUGAGUCGUGUUGUACAUUUUUUAAUAUGUAUUUGACUAAUCUGUUUUAUAUGUUAGUGUUGCACGCGAAUUUCGUCGAUAUUCGUUUCAUGUCUUCAGGAGACAUUAAAAAACGUGACUUUUAAGUCUAUAUCUUCGAACUAUAUACAUAUGUAUAAAUAUUAUUACUAUGUUGUUAUGUAGACGCCAUUCGACUCUAGUCUCUGCUGCUUAGUUUAGAAUAAUGUAACAAAACUAGAAUUAAGAUUUAUUGGUAAUUUCGUGCAAAGGCAGCGGCGUGCAACUUGACUGCGAUAUUGCAGCUGUCAGUGGUGGUGGACAGUUGUCAGCUGCGAGUGAGAGUAGUCGAAAUUGUGUUUGGCGGGAAAUAAGCUGAAGUUUACUGUCGCUUGGGGUCGGCCGCGGGCCCCACAACACAUUCUAGUCUACGAACAGCUUCCGUCUCAUAGUUAUAUUGAUAACAGAUUAAUAAAAUUGGAGACAAUUAUUUUUGACAUAUAAUAAAUUAUGUAUAAAGUUGUUGUUAUAUACUUAAGCCCUUUUAAUGGAUAAAAUUGCGGCGCGCUGACGCGAUCCUAUGUCGGAGAUGCACGCUCGGUUAUGUUUUGUUUUGCGACUUUUUUUUUAUAUUUAUCAAAAUAUGCACAAUGAAAUUUAAAUAAAAG